UCCCAAGUGUUUAAACUGCACAUCUGUGUUUCUGUAGGUUUUAAGAAACUUUACUGUGGCUUCAGGGACUGGCACUUAGCCAAUGCUUUAAAUCUGUCCCGAAGAGAGGAGAGUACCCUGUCUUCCUUUAGACUUUGGUCGGUGAAAACAAACUGUAGAUAACUCAUUUUGGGGGUUACGUUUAAACCCUCCCCCGGUCUGCCAGAUUUGGUUGAGUCCAGGGUUCCACCAGAACCAAGAUGGCGGACUUAGCAGCGACGCGCUGAACUUCAGUUUACACUUUAAACGCUUACGCUUUUUCUCCCCCUUACUCUGGUCGGAUUGUUGUCUUUUAAGAACGAAUACUGGGCUGAGCUGUUGGUGUGAGUGUGCUGUACACAGCGCAGCAGAGGAGAGACAGUGAACCAGGUGAAGUAGCCUACUCGAGUUGGCGACAAAUACACUCGUGACAUUACUCGGUCGUCCAAUAAGAAGAGGCGAAGAGAGAGAGAGAGAGGGAGAGAAAGACGGAGGCAGCGGGGCAGAGUGAGUCACGGUGCAGGUGUAUGGCGGGGUGGAUAGUGCCACAGAUUACCUACCAAGGGAGACUGUCAUGUGACAUUUACGUGAGAAGAAAGGAUUUGUACGCUGUCAUCAAUAUUCCCAGAAAUGUUGAGUCAAAGGCAUUUUCCCCGUGGAAGGAAAGUCAGUCCAAGCAAGGGUCUUCAAAUUUGGAUCAGAGGGGUUUAAGAUCUGCAGUGUUUUCCAGGUGUCUUUAUCUGGGAUGUGCAGGCUAGGUGGCAGGAGGGGUUUCAGCCCCGAAGCACAGACCACCAGCAAAGACACUACCACUGCUGAGAGACUACACAAGCAUCUACAGAUGGACACGUAUACUUGUAGCUACACCUGCAUACAAGCUGCUUGAAAGACAGACCUGACCAAGCAGCAGACAACUGAGGCUGAACACUGUCUGAGGACCAGUUGGGUCCUGAAUAUCAGGUCCAGAGAUCACUUGUGGUAGCUUUUACUCUUCCAGCUCCCCUUUCUCCCUCUUCAGUCCACUGGUAUUUGACAUUCCAUCCAUCAAAAAAUCAUCUACCCUUCCCUCCCUCUCUCCAUUCUGUCAACUGAGAGUGGUAUUUACGCUGCAAAGCUAGAAGUGGAGAGCAGGUAAUGGAUGAUGCUGGCCAUGGUGACCUAGUGUAAAUGGCUAUUCCUCAGCACAGCUCAGUGCCAGUAUCUACUGUUUGGUUUUCCUCCUCCACUCCCCCUUCCUCUCACCCCUCCUCCACCUCUCUGCUCUCCUUUCCUGCUCACCGCUGCUGCUUGCUGCCCCAUCCUGCCUCUCCCCUCCAACACCAUGGUAGGUGCAGGCUUGGGUGUGUGGAAGCUAAUGCGAGGUGUCCGCCAGCUGGAGCUUCACCGCCUCAUCCUGGCACUUAUCAUCUUCUGCUUGUUGUCCAUGGCCUUCCUAGCUUACUAUGUCUCCAACAGCCCCAAAAUUAAGGAGGCCCCCCCUCUACCCUUCAGUGACUGUGGUGGAGGAGGAGGUAUGUCGCAGGGAGCAAGUACCGGGGCUGCCGGCGGAGGGCCAGGUGUCCAGAGGGCACCGCUUUUCCUUCCCCCACGCCAGGGCCGACUGCGGCAGGUGAAGGCAGUAGACAAUUCCAGGACAGAGCCCGUAGUUCUGGUGUUUGUAGAGAGCAUAUAUUCCCAGCUGGGCCAGGAGAUUGUAGCUAUAUUAGAGUCUAGCCGCUUCCGCUACCGGACGGAAAUAGCUCCAGGUAAAGGUGACAUGCCCACAUUGACAGAGCGUAACCGCGGACGCUACACACUGAUCAUCUAUGAGAAUGUGUUGAAAUAUGUUAAUCUGGACGCAUGGAACCGUGACUUGCUGGACAAAUACUGUGCUGAGUAUGGAGUAGGUGUCAUUGGCUUUUUCAAAGCUAAUGAAAACUCUCUUCUCAGCGCACAGCUCAAAGGUUUUCCCCUCUUUCUACACUCACACCUGGGACUCAGGGACUACCGCAUCAACCCCAAUGCUCCCCUCCUCUAUAUCACCAAGCCCAACCAGGUGGAGCAGGGCUCUUUACCAGGGGAUGACUGGACGAUUUUCCAGUCCAACCACUCUACCUAUGAACCAGUACUUCUGGCCAGCACCAAGUCCUCUGAGGCACUGGCACAUGUUGGAUCCAGCCCCCAGCGGGCGCUCCAUGCCACAGUGGUCCAGGACUUGGGGCUCCACGAUGGCAUUCAGAGAGUUCUGUUUGGGAACAAUCUCAACUACUGGCUUCACAAGCUUGUAUUUGUAGACGCCAUCGCCUACCUGACAGGGAAGAGACUGUGUCUGUCCUUGGACCGCCACAUCCUGGUGGACGUGGAUGAUAUAUUUGUUGGCAAGGAGGGAACUCGUAUGAAGGUGUCGGACGUGGAGGCGUUGCUCAACACUCAAAACAAGCUGAGAGCACUGGUCCCUAAUUUCACCUUCAACUUGGGAUUUUCUGGAAAGUUCUAUCACACAGGUACUGAUGAGGAGGAUCGGGGAGAUGACAUGUUGCUGCAACAUAGGAUGGACUUUUGGUGGUUCCCUCACAUGUGGAGCCACAUGCAGCCUCACCUCUUUCACAAUGUCAGUGUCCUGGCUGAGCAGAUGAGGCUCAACAAGAUCUUUGCUCAGGAGCACGGCAUCCCAACAGAUAUGGGCUAUGCAGUGGCUCCACACCACUCUGGGGUUUACCCAGUUCACAGCCAGCUCUAUGAGGCCUGGAAGUCUGUGUGGAGCAUCAAGGUGACCAGCACUGAGGAAUACCCUCAUUUGCGGCCAGCUCGAUACCGCCGUGGCUUCAUACACAAUGGGAUCCAGGUGUUGCCCAGGCAGACAUGUGGUCUGUUCACACACACAAUCUUCUAUAAUGAAUACCCAGGAGGCUCAAAGGAGCUGGACAAGAGCAUCAGAGGAGGAGAACUCUUUCUCACUGUCCUCCUAAACCCUAUCAGUAUCUUCAUGACCCACCUGUCUAACUAUGGCAACGAUCGUCUGGGUCUGUACACCUUUGAGUCUUUGGUUAAGUUUGUCCAGUGUUGGACCAACCUCAGGCUGCAGACCCUGCCCCCUGUCCACCUCGCUGAGAAAUACUUUCAGAUUUUCCCUGAGGAGAGAGACCCACUCUGGCAGAACCCUUGUCAUGACAAAAGACACAAAGAUAUCUGGUCUAAAGAAAAGACCUGUGACCGACUCCCAAAGUUCCUUGUCAUUGGACCCCAGAAAACAGGCACUACAGCGCUUCAUUCAUUCCUGAGCCUCCACCCAGCCAUCACCAGCUCCUUCCCCAGCCCCACCACCUUUGAGGAGAUCCAGUUCUUCAGUGGAGCAAACUAUGACAAUGGGAUUGACUGGUACAUGGAUUUCUUCCCAUUCCCUUCCAAUGUCAGCACAGAUUUCAUGUUUGAGAAGAGUGCCAACUACUUUGACACAGAAGUAGCUCCUAAGAGAGCUGCUGCCCUGCUACCUAGAGCCAAAAUCCUUGCAGUGCUCAUCAACCCGUCUGACAGGGCCUACUCCUGGUACCAGCACCAGAGGGCCCACCAGGACCCUGCAGCCCUCAACAACACUUUCCAUGCAGUGGUGACAGCAGGCCCCUCGGCCCCCAGGGACAUGCUGGCCCUACAGAGACGCUGCCUUAGCCCCGGGUCAUAUGCUGCUCACCUUGAACGAUGGCUGCAACACUACCAGCCUAGCCAGUUGCACAUCGUGGACGGGGCCCUGCUGCGGUCCAACCCAGCGCUGGUGAUGGAGGGAAUCCAGAGAUUCCUUGGUGUCACGCCCAUCUUCAACUACACCCAGGCUCUAAUGUACGAUGACAGCAAAGGUUUCUGGUGUCAGCGGGUGGAAGGAGGUCGAGCCAAGUGUCUAGGGAAGAGUAAAGGCAGGAAGUACCCAGAGAUGAGUCCUGAGUCUCGUGCCUUUCUGGCUGAGUAUUACCAUGAGCACAACAUGGAGCUGCUGCACCUGCUGAACCGGUUGGGACAACCGCUGCCGUCCUGGCUCCGCCAAGAACUCCAGAGCACCAGCUGGAGCUGAGGCCACAACCGCACACACAGACACAGCACAGAAAAGCCGGAACUGUAGUCUGUGGGUGAGCCAACACUUGGCUCUGGAUUAGACUGGACUACCCUGAUCUAGAAUGAACAGCACCACGAAAAGAGCUUCAAAGUUUUAGCUGUAGUGACUGGUGCUCCUGUUCCGUGGCAAACAGAAGACGACAGUGCAACAUGAGAUCUUUCUCAAUGUUGCUCACUGUUGGAGGAGGAUCCCAGAGGACUCUCCCUCCUACUCCUGAUUUGUUGCACUGGACAGCCUCAGUCUGUGUGUGGACGGAUCGCUGACACUGUAUACAUCAGUUUGCUGUGGAUCCAGAGGUUCAGACAGCCUUAAUGUGAGGAGAGAAACUCUUAGGAUGAGACCCUGUGGAUGUAGAGUGUAUGACUGGAGACAGUACAGGUCUAACAUGCACAAACACACAUGCACGUCUCAUGUGAUGAUGAUUAUAAAGCAGUCCAUCUUAAAAAGUGGUUGUAUAUGACAGGGUUGGGGAGCAGGUGGGAAACAGAAUGGACAGCAGCCUAAACUAGACAGACACAUAGUCCAUAUCCUGGUCACACACACACACACACACACACACACACACACACACAUCUACCUGCAGGUCAAGCUAACAGCCAGGGUGCUGCUUUUAUCCUCAGUUUUCCAGUCUUACUGUAGUGACAUAUAAUGGAUUUAGCUGAUACAGUAUGAAGACAGGUCAGUGUAAAUAUCAUGUGCUUAGAUUUGGUACACAGCUAAAACCAAACUCUGGUCCAGGCUGCAUCUCACACCUCGACCCUGUGAGGGACACAGUCAGCAGCUUUAUUACACAGUGUUUAUUCACUGAGGUAAAGAUGGUUUUCAAAUGAUGACUCCAUUCUCCAGCAUUUAUCCAAGAUUAUAUACUUACUUUUAACCACAUGGCAUUGUUUUUUGGAAAAAUAAACUCUCUUUGGACACAUGGAGCGAACCACACAACAGAAAAGAUUCAAUUGUAGGUAUUUUUAGUUAAAUGUCAUGUGUGUGAUUUUGAAUAGAGUUCUCCUACUCGUGGGCCAAACCUGGAAGUUCAGGUUUCACUUCAGCUCUUUAUAAUACGGUGAGUGGGAUUGGCUGUAUUUGGUAGCCAGUGUUCUUCCUGCUAAAACAGUUAGCAGUGUUCAUGGCUCUGACUGGAGGCUUCUCCCCUGCAACAACUACCGACUACAACACUUCCCAUAAAUCAGUUUGGUUACAUCUUUCAAUUAGACCUUCCCUGCUGGGUAAAAACCACAUCAAUCAAACAUCGCUUCUACAGUUUGUAAUGUCCAGUCCCAAAUGGAAAUAUUCCUGAUGGUGUCAUUAUGACAUCAUCAGGGUUAUUUUCUCAGACUCAACUCGUUCAGAAACACAGAAAUUUUACAACUGAGUAAUACUAACCAUGACUACUAAAUAGACUUUGACAUGUAGAAUUGGUGGAGUGCCCUUUUAAAAGAAACAAAUACAGCACAUGCUCAAAUGAACAGAGUGAACUUUACCAACUUUGACAGUAGUGACAGUAUUAGUAAGUCUAAAAUUUGUAUUUUAUUUAUUUUGUCAUCAGUCAAAAACUGUUUUCACCGUGUAAAUAGUUAUAAAUAGUUCAGCAGCUGUUUACUCUGACCCUGACAUACUGUGAUCGCGAGGUGCAGCUCUGGACCAGGGCUAUUUAAAACUUAGUGUGGGAUGUGUUUGACUGAAGGGAGGGGGGGGGCACAUCAGUCAGUAACAGCACCACACCCUCUGAAAAGAAAAAAAAGCUCAGAAAGAAAGCUCAUCAAGUGUCAGAUAUCUUCCUGAAAGCCCAACACAGAAUUCUAAACACACGUCACCCCACGCACUCACACUCUUGUCUCCAUCUGAGGACAGUAACCCACAGAUGUCACCGGAUAAGAGAGCAGACAACAGAGCUUGUAUGGAGACAAAUCAGAAGCUGCUGUCUUGUUGUUUUCUGUUUGUUUUGUAUAAAUGUCAAAAAGGCCAACACUGUAUCAUCUCUAAUAAACACAUAGAGAGGUUGGAAAUAAUGGA
Molecule: messenger RNA, 6112 nt
Organism: Thunnus maccoyii (southern bluefin tuna)
Lineage: Eukaryota; Metazoa; Chordata; Actinopteri; Scombriformes; Scombridae
Gene: ndst2a
Product: N-deacetylase/N-sulfotransferase (heparan glucosaminyl) 2a
Exons: 18
Coding region: 1340-4060 (906 amino acids)
Cellular component (GO): Golgi apparatus
Molecular function (GO): deacetylase activity; heparan sulfate N-sulfotransferase activity
Source: RefSeq, a predicted model, not a curated record